This is a messenger RNA of Saxophila tyrrhenica, 1320 nucleotides long. RefSeq lists its product as uncharacterized. Lineage: Eukaryota; Fungi; Ascomycota; Dothideomycetes; Mycosphaerellales; Extremaceae. The record is from RefSeq and is a predicted model, not a curated record. Bases 1 to 1320 code for a protein of 439 amino acids. The transcript has a single exon.
AUGGACUCACCCAUCUCUCGACCAGCCACGUCUCAGUCUGACACUCGGAGUACGUCGUCAACCGACAAGUAUCAACAUGAGCCUUUCGAAACCUUCAAAGAAAAGAUUUUGGCCUUGUCCACAGGCAUUCGGGCAUCAAGCAUUGACGACCUCCGACGUAUGCAAGGUGGAAGCUACAACCGUGUGGUAUUAGCCCACGUAAACUGGAAGCCAGGGGCGCUGACGCCGCCCAAUGUGAACGAAGUCAUCUUCCGCAUGCCUCGACAACCCGAUGAAGAAGAUGUCUCCGAGGCUGUUCAGUCACAAGUGGCGGUCAUGAAGUUUGUUCGACAGCACGGCAUCCCGGUAGCUGAGGUGAUAGAGUUCGAUGCUACCGUGGACAAUGCCAUAUGUUCGCCAUAUACCGUCCUUUCUUACGUCGAUGCCCCGAGGCUGGAUCAGGUUUACGACGACAUGAGUUUAAACGAAAAGCUUCACUUUGUGACGCAAUACAAACACAUUCUCGCCCAGCUCGAGGAAGUGCAAUUCCCACGGGCCGGAAGUCUCCACUGCACCGAGGAAGCAGUGCAUGUCGUACAUUGGUGUUGGGCUAAUUCUAGUGGCCCUUACCAUGUGGAAGCGGAUGCCGAGAGUUGUAGCGUCCACCUUUCCCGGCGGCGUGCGAGCGACGGCAGUGAUGUUGGGAAGUCCGCGCUGUCGUUGAUAGAAGCACAGCUUGCUGAGCGACAGGCCCAGCUGGACGAUGACAUCGAAACCGGACAGCACGUGGAGUACAAGAAAGAAUACUUCGACAGGCUUCAAAGGAUAUGUGUCCAGAUGCGGCAAGACAAGCGCUACAGUAGGGCCUGGCAAGAGGAUGUCAGUGUGCUGCAUCACUGGGACCUUGAGCCUCGCAACAUCUUGGUCCAGCACGAAGACGAAGGGACACGCAGUCGCUGGAAGAUCAAGGCAGUCUUGGAUUGGGAUGAUGCUCUUGCGGUGCCGACAAUUCUCACUCGUAAGCCAGCUAUCUGGCGCUGGGACAGGUCGUGCCUGCAUAGCUCGCUCACACCACCGGACAAAUUUUUCGACUGGGAUGCAGAUACCCUGCAGCCAGACCACUAUUCGGGGCUGACGGGAGAGCCACAAAUCGUCAAGCAGCGUUUCGAGGCCCUAUACCGGAACCAAGUCAUAUCAAUCAACGGCAAAUGGGACAUUGAAGAGUACGUAGAUGUGGCGUAUCAGACUGGCCGCUGGCUCCGUAACCUGGAGCGAUUCACCAUGUGUACCUUUUCAGAGAAGUCCGAAGUGGAUCUGCUCGAUCGUAUGGAACUGGAAUAG